AGUGGCUCUCCCAGUUUCCUGAGGCGAUGGAGGGAGAGAGCACUGAGCAACUCCUGGCUGUUUUCAGCUGCUUCUAGCCCAGCAGAAAGGGCUGAGGCGAGAGAGAUGGAGACGGAGGCGCACAAAUACGACGACGGCGCAGAGGAGAAGGUGGCCUGGUUCGCCCGCUGUAUGUGACUACAGUCAGCUUUGCACCAGCCCUUGGGCUCCUGCAAGACUUCCCAAGUCUUUGUGGGCUUGUCGGGAGAACUUCAGAAGCUCCCCAGCCCCCUUCGGGGAGAGGACCAAGACUUACUGUUUCAUCAUCAGGCUGCGACCAACCCCACCGGGAGGGGCGGCUGGCUUUCUGCGUUGUCCAGAAGAACUGGCAGACUUGAGGCGGGCUAGGUUGCCAGCCUAGAGCAGCCGUUUGUCGCCCCAUUCUUAUUUUGGCUUUUGUGGAACCUGGCACCCUCCAAACAUGCUUUUCCUGGUGCUUCUGACCAUGCCAUUGGUGACGGGCCCCAGUGGCACAGCCAUGGCACUCUCUACCUGCCAGACCUUGGACUUGGAGGUAGCCCGGGCACGGAGGGUCCAGGCCGUGCGAGGCCAAAUCCUCAGCAAGCUGCAGCUGGCAACACCUCCCGAGGAAGAGGAAGGGGUGCCCGAACAACCGCCCCCCGAGGUGAUGUUGCUGUACAACAGCACGCGGGAGCUGACGCGGGAGCGGGCGGCCUGCGGCGGACGGAGCGCCAGCAGCAGCAGCGAGGAAGAGGAGUACUAUGCCAAGGAAGUGCGGCGGGUGGACAUGCUGCCCGCCGGGCACGCUGACAACUCCAUCGCUAGCACCCAAGCCAGCCCCUUCUUUCGCCUUCUGCGUUUCGACGUCUCGGGCGCCGAGCGCAACCUCAGCAGCCUCGUUCAGGCUGAGCUGCGCAUCUACAGGGUCCCAAACCCCCGAGCCCGUGUGGUGGAGCAACGCGUGGAGUUGUAUCAGGUGAUACGGGCAAGAGAGCCUUCAGGACCAACCCAGCGUUACGUGGAAAGUCGAACAUUUCACCCGACUGAUAGGGCUGAGUGGGUGUCCUUUGAUGUCACAGACACCAUCAGCCAGUGGCUGGAUAAAAGAGAGAGAAACAUGGGCUUCAAGCUGGGAGUUCAUUGCCCCUGCUGCACUUACGUCCCUGCUGGUAACACGAUUAACCCCAACCACAGUGAGGAGCUGGAGGCUCGGUUUGCAGGCCUGGAUGACGAUCUUAUCAAGGAAGCCUGGAAAGGGCGUGCAAGGCCCCCAGAUCUCAGUGGCAAAGCUCCGCACCUGAUCCUCACUCUGCUACCCCCCCACCGGUUGGAGUCCCCACCCAAGGGACGGCGUCGGAGGUCAGCCAACACUCCCAGCUGUGCCAGGAGUACAGACCAGGGCUGUUGCCUGCGCACCCUGUACAUUGAUUUCCGCAAGGAUCUGAAGUGGAAGUGGAUCCACCAGCCCAAAGGCUACAAGGCAAAUUUCUGCGCAGGGAGCUGCCGUUACGUAUGGAGCAUGGACACGCAGUACAACAUGGUGCUCCCCUUGUACAACAAGCUGAACCCCGAGGCCUCGGCUGCCCCAUGCUGCGUCCCCCAUGAACUGGAACCCUUGACUAUCCUCUACUACGUUGGCCGCUUGCCCAAAGUUCAGCAACUCAGCAACAUGGUUGUGAAAUCCUGCCGCUGUCGCUGAGUGUGUGUGUGUGAGGGGGGCAGGAGCCGGUUUCAUGGAUGGUGGGAACUGGGCUAACUGGAGUAAAGGGACAUCCCUUCUCAUCCCUAUCAGUCUGUCUGUCCCAAGGCUACUGGGAAAAGGAUUCUCAACCUGACAUUAUUCCAUCCCCCCCCCAUCCCGCCAGUACAAGGCUCCAGCAUUUUUCUUAAACCCCAGCUCCCAGGGAAGAGUCACCUUCUCCUUCUGUGGCUCCACUCAUCAGCAAAAGACUCUUCCCUCUUUCCCAGUUCAGUUCACACACCAGUUUGGUUCGCAGACAAGUGCCUUGCCCUUGCUUUUCUCCCAGAUACUUUGAAAGGGAGUGGUGUCGUCUCUCUCCCAUGGUGUCCUUGAGCUAAUUCCUAUCCAUGCAAACUCAGCACUUAAUUUUUUCAAAAGAAAAAUAUGUGAUUGAAGCUGGUCCGUAUGUCUAGCUUCCUAGACCCUGAGAGUGGUUACUUGGUGGUAUAAGAUUGGCUCUCGGUGCAUGCUCAGAGGCACUCUCCCCUUUAGGAUUCUUUGACAUAUUCCAAGUGUGCAGGCCUCGUGUAAACUUUUGGAUGAUCGACUUGGCUCAGGUCAAGCCUGAGAUCCAUCUAACCUGGGAUCUACCAAAGCUAGUCUUCAGUUUUCUUGGGAGGAAAUCCCCCAAGUACUUGGAUGCUAGCCACACACACACACACACACACACACACACACACUCAAAACCAAGCGCCUGCUGAAGGCUUGGCUCAGUGGUAAUGAGUGCAAACACAGGGCAGAGAGGCAUGCAGAGAGGCAGGUUGACAGACAAAGGACCUCUUGAUCAGGAAAGAGGAAUAUAGAGUGGUAGGAUAAACAAGGCUGUGUGCUUAAGUGUUGUAUGAAGGUGGGGAAGGAGGGAGAGAUAGGAAGGGAGGCAGACAGAGCGGGCUGGUGGGGGUGCUCAGCUCGGCUGCAGGUAAAUAUUUGAGAGCAGAGCUUCGUGGUUUCGGAGCUGUGUGUAAACACAACACAGAUGGAAACGCAGAGCCCUCCUAGCAUCUCCCUGCCCUAAUGCUGAAAGUACUUCUUCACACCAUGACAGCGCAUAGUUUAAAACUAUGGCAUUUGCUCCCAGAAGAAGUAGUGAUGGCCACCAACUUGGAUAGCGUUAAAUUCAGAGAGGGUAAUAAGACUAUCAGUGGAUACCGACCACGAUGGCUAUGUUCUCCUUCUACGUUUGGGAGUUGGAUGCCUCUGAAUCCCCAUUGCCAGGAACCUGAAGUGGGGAGAGCUGCCAUCUUGCUUGUGGGCUUCCCAUCAGCACACCUGCACUAGAUCUGCCUUAAAUUGAUCCAGCAGAACUGCACAAGACCACAAGUGGUUGACCUGAACUGAGAAGGUGGCAUGCUCAGCGAUCCCAACGUUUCUCCCAACCUCGGUUUUUGCAAAAACCCAGCCUAAGGAGCAUUAUAGAAACAGGGAAGGAGUUUUUGGAAAUGGAGUUUUUCUUGCCCUAAAUAACUUUUCUGCCCCCAUUAUCUGCCCACACCCUCAGUGGUCAGUUAGCUUUCCAUAGCUACUAAGCACACUUAGUCCUUGCUGAGCUGUUUGGGAGAGUGUUCCCUGCCCCCACACUUUCAGGUUUUCUGGCCCUUUAGAUUGUUUGUACUCUGACAAAUUUUGGAGUCCCCUAAGCCUGCUGCUCCUGCUC
This is a messenger RNA of Podarcis raffonei (Aeolian wall lizard), 3395 nucleotides long. RefSeq names its product transforming growth factor beta-2 proprotein-like. The coding region runs from base 461 to 1699 and encodes 412 amino acids. NCBI's taxonomy places the organism in Eukaryota, Metazoa, Chordata, Lepidosauria, Squamata, Lacertidae. The transcript has 7 exons. Gene Ontology annotation, cellular component: extracellular region. Gene Ontology annotation, biological process: regulation of cell population proliferation; BMP signaling pathway; transforming growth factor beta receptor signaling pathway. The record is from RefSeq and is a predicted model, not a curated record. Gene Ontology annotation, molecular function: type II transforming growth factor beta receptor binding; growth factor activity; cytokine activity.